CGCCGCGCGCUGAUUGGUCGCUGGAAACCCAUUUAUUCCCUGACAGCCCCCGUCACAUGGAUGGUUGUCUAUUAACUUGUUCAAAAAAGUAUCAGGAGUUGUCAAGGCAGAGAAGAGAGUGUUUGCAAAAGGGGGAAAGUAGUUUGCUGCCUCUUUAAGACUAGGACUGAGAGAAAGAAGAGGAGAGAGAAAGAAAGGGAGCGAAGUUUGAGCCCCAGGCUUAAGCCUUUCCAAAAAAAUAAUAACAAUCAUCGGCGGCGGCAGGAUCGGCCAGAGGAGGAGGGAAGCGCUCUUUUUGAUCCUGAUUCCAGUUUGCCUCUCUUUUUUCCCCCAAAUUAUUAUUCGUCUGAUUUUCCUCGCGGAGCCCCGCGCUCCAGACGACACCCCCGCCCGCCUCCCCUCCUCCUCUCCCCCCCGCCCGCGGGCCCCCCAAAGUCCCAGCCGGGCCGAGGGUCGGCGGCCGCCGGCGGGCAGGGCCCGCGCACAGCGCCCGCAUGUACAACAUGAUGGAGACGGAGCUGAAGCCGCCGGGCCCGCAGCAAACUUCGGGGGGCGGCGGCGGCGGCAACUCCACCGCGGCGGCGGCGGGCGGCAACCAGAAGAACAGCCCCGACCGCGUCAAGCGGCCCAUGAACGCCUUCAUGGUGUGGUCCCGCGGGCAGCGGCGCAAGAUGGCCCAGGAGAACCCCAAGAUGCACAACUCGGAGAUCAGCAAGCGCCUGGGUGCGGAGUGGAAACUUUUGUCCGAGACGGAGAAGCGGCCGUUCAUCGACGAGGCCAAGCGGCUGCGAGCGCUGCACAUGAAGGAGCACCCGGAUUAUAAAUACCGGCCCCGGCGGAAAACCAAGACGCUCAUGAAGAAGGAUAAGUACACGCUGCCCGGCGGGCUGCUGGCUCCGGGAGGCAACAGCAUGGCGAGCGGGGUCGGGGUGGGCGCCGGCCUGGGCGCGGGCGUGAACCAACGCAUGGACAGCUACGCGCACAUGAACGGCUGGAGCAACGGCAGCUACAGCAUGAUGCAGGACCAGCUGGGCUACCCGCAGCACCCCGGCCUCAACGCACACGGCGCCGCGCAGAUGCAGCCCAUGCACCGCUACGACGUGAGUGCUCUGCAGUACAACUCCAUGACCAGCUCGCAGACCUACAUGAACGGCUCGCCCACCUACAGCAUGUCCUACUCGCAGCAGGGCACCCCCGGCAUGGCGCUUGGCUCUAUGGGCUCGGUGGUCAAGUCCGAGGCCAGCUCCAGCCCCCCUGUGGUUACCUCUUCCUCUCACUCCAGGGCACCCUGCCAGGCCGGGGACCUCCGGGACAUGAUCAGCAUGUACCUCCCCGGCGCCGAGGUGCCGGAACCCGCCGCCCCCAGCAGACUUCACAUGUCCCAGCACUACCAGAGCGGCCCGGUGCCCGGCACGGCCAUUAACGGCACACUGCCCCUCUCGCACAUGUGAGGAGGGCCGGACUGCGAACUGGAGAGGGGAGAUGUUUUCCAAGAAAAACGAGGGAAAUGGGAGGGGUGCAAAAGAGGAGAAUAAGAAACGGCAUGGAGAAAAACCCGGUACGCUAAAAAAAUAAAAUAGAAAAAGAACAUCCCAUCAUCCACAGCAAAUGACAGCUGCAAAAGAGAACACCAGUCCCAUUCACACUCACGCAAAAACCGCGAUGCCAAGAAAACUUUUAUGAGAGAUCCUGGACUUCUUUUGGGGGGACUAUUUUUGUACAGAGAAAG
This is a messenger RNA of Choloepus didactylus (southern two-toed sloth), 1729 nucleotides long. RefSeq names its product SRY-box transcription factor 2 (gene SOX2). Gene Ontology annotation, molecular function: DNA-binding transcription factor activity, RNA polymerase II-specific; RNA polymerase II cis-regulatory region sequence-specific DNA binding. The record is from RefSeq and is a predicted model, not a curated record. The transcript has a single exon. Gene Ontology annotation, biological process: anatomical structure morphogenesis; cell differentiation; regulation of DNA-templated transcription. Lineage: Eukaryota; Metazoa; Chordata; Mammalia; Pilosa; Megalonychidae. The coding region runs from base 495 to 1451 and encodes 318 amino acids.